Lolium perenne is the source of this 1011-nucleotide messenger RNA. The record is from RefSeq and is a predicted model, not a curated record. Lineage: Eukaryota; Viridiplantae; Streptophyta; Magnoliopsida; Poales; Poaceae.
AUGUCUUCGAGCCAGCCCACCGCUGCCACCACCGCCGCCUCCGAGACGCCGCCAGCCUCCUCCGCCGCCGCGCGAAUCGCCGCCGCCCUCCACGGGCGCCGCGGCGCCUCGGCAGAUGUCGCCGGCGCCGCCCCCUCCUCUCGCGAGCAAGAGCUUUCGACGGCCAUCCGCGACCUCGCCACCGUCGUCCGGGGCAUCCGCCCCCCCUACCCGGCCAGGGCGCGCCUGCUCCACCCCCGGCCUCACCGCCGCCGCCGCCGUGGGCGUCCUGGCAGCCGGUCCCCGGCCACGGGCCCCGCCUCGCUGCCCCGGGGUGUGCCCAUCCAGCGGGUCCGGUUCCCGCCGUCGCCCUCCCGACUCCCGGCGUGGGUGACCGCGACGGAGCCCCCGCCCGUCUACUCGGCCGCACCGGCGCCGUCCCCUGUCUACACCACCGCCGGGGACCCUCCGCGCCCGUCCUUCCCGGACCCGCCGCCCGCCCGCUUCGCCGAGCCUUCCGCUGGUCGCGCGGCGUACCCCGCCCAGGGCGCCACCGGCCUCGCUCCCCCACGCUACGCCAAGCUGGAAUUCGCCACGUACGAUGGCGUCGAGGACCCCCUCAACUGUCUCAACCAGUGCGAGCAGUUCUUCCGGGGACAGCGUACCCUAGCUUCGGACCGGACGUGGCUCGCCUCGUACCACCUCCGCGGCGCCGCCCGGACGUGGUACUACUCCCUGGAGCAGGACGUGGGUGGCAUGCCUCCAUGGGACCGGUUCCGGGAGCUCUGCCUUCUCCGCUUCGGCCCUCCAAUCCGCGGCAGCCGCUUGGCGGAACUUGGGCGUUUGGCGUUCACCACCACGGUGCAGGACUUCGCCGACCGCUUCCAGGCUCUCGCAUGCCAUGCGCCCGGCGUGACGGGUCAACAGCGCGCCGAGCUCUUCAUUGGCGGCCUCCCGGACCACAUCCGCGUGGAUGUCGAGCUACAGGCCCCGCGGGACCUCCGGACGGCGAUGCACUACGCGCGCUUAUGA